Molecule: messenger RNA, 2650 nt
Organism: Guyanagaster necrorhizus
Lineage: Eukaryota; Fungi; Basidiomycota; Agaricomycetes; Agaricales; Physalacriaceae
Exons: 11
Coding region: 167-2470 (767 amino acids)
Biological process (GO): peroxisome fission; mitochondrial fission; endocytosis
Cellular component (GO): membrane; peroxisome; microtubule
Molecular function (GO): GTP binding; microtubule binding; GTPase activity
Source: RefSeq, a predicted model, not a curated record
AAGGAAUGCAGCCGUAGCGACGCGACGCGCACAAAAAAUCUUGUCCCUUCUCCUCAUUCUGUCUCCGUCGUCAACCCAUCACUGCCAGCCUGCCAUGGAUUCCGAUCUUAUAAAGCUGGUUAACAAACUCCAGGACACCUUCAGUAACCUUGGAGGAGAACUGGAUAUGCCGCAGCUCGUCGUAGUGGGCAGUCAGUCGGCAGGCAAAUCCAGUGUGCUGGAGACAAUCGUCGGCCGGGAUUUCCUUCCCCGCGGUCAAGGAAUUGUAACAAGACGACCACUUGUCCUCCAACUCAUACAUACGCCGGUGCCUUUCGAGUCGUCUCCCAACAACCUGCCGUACACCGAAUGGGCCCAAUUCCUUCAUGUCGAUAAGCGAUUCACCGACUUUAAUGAAAUACGAAAAGAGAUAGAGCAGGAAACCUUUCGGGUCGCCGGCCAGAACAAGGGUGUCAGUAAGCUACCCAUCUCGCUGAGGAUUUACAGUCCGGAUGUUCUCGAUUUGACACUGGUGGAUUUACCUGGAUUGACAAAGAUCCCAGUCGGCGACCAACCUAGCGACAUCGAGCGUCAAAUUCGCAACCUCGUCGUAGAUUAUAUUUCUAAUCCGAACAGUGUUAUUUUGUCGGUAUCAGCAGCCAAUGUCGAUCUGGCUAACUCAGAAUCUCUCAAGCUCGCACGGACAGUCGACCCCCAAGGUCGUCGCACGAUUGGCAUUCUAACGAAACUCGACCUCAUGGAUGCGGGCACAAACGCGCUCGACAUCCUCACUGGUCGCGUGUAUUCCCUCAAACUCGGCUUCAUCGGUGUUGUUAAUCGGAGUCAGCAGGAUAUUAACGCUGAGAAAAGCAUGAAGGACGCAUUGGACAGUGAGACGGAGUAUUUCUGCAAUCAUCCCGCCUACCGCAACAUUUCCCACAAGAAUGGUACUAAAUAUCUGGCUAAAACACUAAAUCAGGUUCUGUUGAACCAUAUCAGGGAGAAGCUACCUGACAUGAAAGCGAGGCUCAACACACUCAUGGGGCAGGCUCAGCAGGAACUCAACUCGUUUGGUGACGCCGCUGUCUUUGGGGACAAGAACCAACAAGGAUCAUUGAUAUUACGACUCAUGACCCAAUUCGCGAGGGACUUCGUCUCAUCGAUUGACGGCACCAACAUUGACAUCUCAACCAAGGAAUUGUCCGGCGGCGCACGGAUAUAUUACAUCUUCCACGACAUCUUUGGCCAUGCAUUGAGCUCCAUUGAGCCUACGCAAAACCUAGACGACCAAGACAUUCGAACAGCUAUCCGCAACUCGACAGGCCCAAGACCGAGUCUCUUCGUUCCGGAAGUUGCGUUUGAUCUUCUCGUGAAGCCUCAGAUCAAACUGCUAGAAGCGCCCAGUCUUCGGUGUGUGGAGCUGGUAUACGAGGAGCUGGUGAAGAUAUGUCAUAAUUGUACGAGCGUGGAGCUGCAACGAUUCCCUCGUCUUCAUGCGCAGUUGGUAGAGGUGGUGUCAGAGUUGCUGCGGGAGCGUCUGAGCCCCACAUCGGAAUAUACACAAAGCCUUAUUGCUAUUCAGGCGGCCUACAUCAACACGAACCAUCCGGCAUUCGUUUCUGGAACGAUAAACGCACAACCCAUGCAGUACCAGAGUAGGCCAUCAAUUCCUCCACGGCCUGCGUCUACCGAGCCUAUAAACGGCAUCGCUUCUUCGGCAGACGAUGAAGACGAGACCUCAUCGGAAGAUACCACCAGCACCACGAGUGGAGCUCAUGGUGUUCGCUCCGUGUCAAACACCAUCCAUGACCGCUCACGAGCUACACCAACGUUACCCACCGCUACCACUAACUCUUCCACGCCUCCUCUCACCAAAAAGACUCCGUCUGUUUUGCGCAACCAGCCCCAUCGGCCGCAUUCUGUCUCUGGCUCAUCAUCCUCAGCCAGGGAAACGUUCCUCAAUUACUUCUUUGGUCCAAACGGACCUGGCCCCGUGUCUGGAGCGGGGCCACAGGAGCGGUCAAGCAGUAAUGCUAUUGUCCCUGUUGGGCGAGACACAUCGGGUGCAGAUCCUGCCGUCUCAUCUGGUUUGAUGGCUGGUCGACGUCCUUUAGAUGGGAACAGUGCCGCAUAUGACAUGAAGAGUCUCGGCAAACAUAUAGAAGCUAUCUCUCCGGAAGCAAGCCAUCCCAAUGUACGAGAAGAGAUGGAGACCUCACUUAUCCGGUCCCUCAUCACCUCGUACUUUGAGAUUGUCAGACAGAGCGUCCUGGAUUUGGUGCCCAAGGCGAUUAUGCAUUUCCUUGUGAAUCAUACUUCGCAGCAGGUCCAGAACCGGCUGGUUGCGUCGCUGUACAAGCCGGAGCUGUUUGCGGAUAUGCUUAAUGAGGACGAGAGUCUAGUUGCCGAGCGGACGAGGGUGAAGGCGCUUUUGGAUGCGUACAAGGGGGCAUUUAAGACGCUCUCGGAUGUUAACAUGAAAUCGAUAUGAAUCUCUCUACAUGACUUGUUCUUAUUAAUGUUACGUCGUGUUUUGUUCUUCCAUUCGUACACGCACUAUAUAUAUAUAUACAGCCAUGAACCAAAAUAAUACAUACCUCAGAUAUCACAGCUCAUGACACCUCAUUCGCUCAUUCUGUGCGGUAAUGUGACAGUCCAAUAGACGCUUUUA